CAUUUCCGGAUGGUAUGCAAUGCGACCCGGAGAGAAAGACUGGCUGGCGAGUGUUACAGUCUAGCGAGUGGUUUGGGAGUUUAAAGGUUCCUGUAUUUUGUCAGCUAAUAGCAACUCCCAUGGCGCUGGGAGAGGUCUGCAGCUUCAUAGUAUGUAAGGUUCAUGUACAUAGUGGGAUUAUCUUUUUGAACAAGGAGCUGAAGAACAGAUAACAAAAGCAUCAAAAGGUUUCCUGUUUUCCCAGGAGCAUGUCAAACAGUCUUCCUUUGUGGCAUCCGUUGCUUUAUCCCCGAAGAUCAAAAGUUGAAGAAAUUGUGAAUACACUGACUCUUUCUGAAACUGGUGAGGGCAAGGUCUGUGAAGUGGUGAACCAUGAUUCCUGUCACUGAGCUGCGUUAUUUUGCCGAUACACAACCAGCGUAUCGCAUCUUGAAGCCAUGGUGGGAUGUUUUUUUGGACUACCUCUCCAUUGUUAUGCUGAUGAUUGCUGUUUUUGGUGGGACUCUUCAAGUAACACAAGACAAAAUGAUCUGCUUGCCUUGUAAGUGGGUGACUAAAGAUUCUUGUGAUGAUGCCAUAAAAGUCUCUCCAACUGAGCAGGCAGAUUUUGCAUUCAACACCACUAUCCUUCCUUCAGUACCUAAGGGGCCUACAGGGAUCCAGUACAAUCUUGAUAGACACCAGUAUAGCUAUGUUGAUGCAGUUUGUUAUGAAAACAGAUUACACUGGUUUGCAAAGUAUUUUCCAUACUUGGUGCUACUGCAUACCCUGAUCUUUUUAGCUUGUAGCAAUUUCUGGUUUAAAUAUCCCCGUACUAGUUCUAAGCUAGAACACUUUGUAGCCAUCCUUCUGAAGUGCUUUGAUUCCCCAUGGACAACAAGGGCACUUUCUGAAGCUGUGGCAGGAGAGAAUGAACCAAAACCCCCUUUGGGACGAAUGAAUGGAUCUGUCGAUAAGAAGUCAUCAUCUGUCAGUGAGGAUGUUGAAGCCACAUCUCCUAUAUUGCAGAGGACAAAGUCUCGUAUUGAACAAGGAAUAGUAGAUCGUUCAGACAGUGGGGUCCUAGACAAAAAAGAAGGUGAGCAAGCAAAGGCUCUUUUUGAAAAAGUUAAAAAAUUCCGCUUGCAUGUUGAAGAAGGAGAUAUAGUUUACAGAAUCUACAUGCGGCAGACUAUCAUUAAAGUGAUUAAAUUUAUGUUGAUAAUUUGUUAUUCAGUGUAUUAUGUCAGCAAUAUUAAGUUUGACCUAGACUGUAGGGUGAACAUUGAGAAUCUUACAGGUUAUCGUAUGUACCGCUGUGCUCAUCCUUUAGCAACUCUCUUUAAAAUUCUGGCUUCUUUCUACAUUAGUUUAGUAAUUGUUUAUGGACUAAUCUGCCUGUACACUUUAGGAUGGAUGUUGAGACGCUCAUUAAAAAUGUACUCCUUUGAACUGAUUCGGGAGGAAAGCAGCUACAGUGACAUUCCAGAUGUCAAGAAUGACUUUGCAUUUAUGCUUCAUUUAAUUGACCAGUAUGAUCCCCUUUAUUCAAAGCGUUUUGCAGUGUUUCUUUCUGAAGUGAGUGAGAACAAGUUAAGGCAGCUCAAUCUCAACAAUGAAUGGACGCUGGAAAAGCUUAGGCAAAGACUAACCAAGAAUUCUCAGGACAAACUGGAGCUCCACCUGUUUAUGCUAAGUGGAAUUCCAGACACAAUUUUUGAACUGGUAGACCUGGAGGUUUUAAAACUGGAACUUAUUCCUGAUGUCACUAUCUCACCCAGCAUUGCACAGCUCAACUCUCUGAAGGAACUUUGGUUGUAUCAUACUCCAGCCAAAAUAGAAGCACCAGCUCUUGCCUUCUUACGUGAAAACCUUAAAUCACUACAUCUUAAGUUUACAGAUAUCAAGGAAAUUCCUUUAUGGAUUUAUAGUCUCAAGAACUUAGAGGAGCUCCAUAUGACAGGAAAUUUGUGUGCUGAUCACAACCGAUACAUUGUCAUUGAUGGAUUGCGUGAGCUGAGGCAACUCAAAGUGUUAAGGCUGAAAACCAAUCUCACUAAGCUGCCACAGGUUAUAACUGAUAUUGGCGUCCAUCUCCAGAAGUUUUCCAUCAGUAAUGAAGGUGUCAAGCUUAUUGUUCUCAACAGCCUGAAAAAAAUGGUCAAUUUGACUGAACUGGAACUUAUUCGCUGUGACUUGGAAAGAAUACCCCAUUCAAUCUUCUCUCUUCAUAAUUUGCAAGAAAUAAAUUUUAGAGACAACAACCUAAAAACUGUUGAGGAGAUUAUAAGCUUCCAGCAUCUGCAUCGUCUCACCUGCCUUAAACUGUGGUAUAAUCAGAUUGCUUACAUUCCCAUUCAGAUAGGCAAUUUGACUAGUCUGGAACGGCUGCAUUUGAACCGCAACCAAAUUGAAAAGAUUCCUGUUCAGCUUUUUUUUUGUCGUAAGCUGCGGUUCCUGGAUCUUAGCCACAAUAACUUAAGCUGCAUACCAGGGGACAUCAGUUUCCUACAGAACUUGCAGUACUUUGCUGUGACAGCAAACAAGAUUGAGAAUUUACCAGCACAGCUCUUCCAGUGUCGCAAACUCAGAACACUAAACUUGGGUAACAACUUACUGCAUUCACUGCCGUCAAGGAUUGGGGAGCUCACAAAUCUAAUUCAGUUGGAGUUGCGUGGAAACCGACUGGAUUGUCUGCCUGUGGAGCUUGGAGAAUGUCGACUUCUGAAACGUAGCGGACUUGUGGUUGAAGAUGAACUGUUCAACACCUUACCACCUGAGGUCAAGGAACAGAUUUGUAAAGCAGACAAGGAGAAGCCUGAGCUAUAAAAAGAAAAUGAGUGGAGAAAAGCAACUGACAACAGUGCACGACAAUGAGAACAAAAUAACCAAAUUUCACCAAAACUGGAGAAUGAUCAACUUUGCAGAAGAAGCGUUAGAAAUCAAAACAGGCAAUGAGAUCAAAGUCCCGUAGUCUACAAGACAAGAAACUGAGGGAACAAAUGGAGAAAGAAACACUGGCAUCUGUUUGAACGUAAAGUUCAAAAUAUUUGUGACAAAAAACACAAUCCUACACUUUUGCACAGCAGAUGGAAAACAUCUUUACAUAGUCAUUUUAAGGCAAGCAAUUCAUCUGUGACUUCCUAAAGAAAUAACAUCAGAAUGCACUGUGUUGUAUGGAGGUAGUAAAGUGAGGCAAUACUGAUCACUGCAUCUUAAGGGUACAGAGAUGAUGUCACAGUAUCAUAUACCUGAGGUGAUGCUGGGUGAAAAUAAAACUCAUUUUAUCGAGUACAGAGAGUAGAGUUGUCUCUUUAAGAAGGAAUGGUAAAUUCUGGUGGUCUGGAUUGUAAAUGAAAAUCGUUUUGCCAUUCUCAAGUAGUAGUUAAAUUGCUGAGGUUGAUGCUGACUACUUUGUUUGCCUUGUGAACAUCAAAAACCUAAAUAUUCUUUGAGGCGACUUGCUUGCAUUAUGUCCAUUUUCCAUGCAUCAGUCAACAAACAGUGCUAAACAUGUAUGACCACCAACAAUGGCCCAUCAUUAGCCCACUGUCUGAGGCACACACACCAGACACUUGAUUAUUGCAGUGUGCAUUACACACUGUGCUCCAGGUUACAGCAUUGCAUUUUAAGUCCACAGUACUGAAAAUGAAUUUUUUUUAGUCUAGAAAUGUUUUUUUUUUUUUACUAUUUUAUCUAAACGAAAUCUUUUCAGUCCUAUUUUAUUGAGAAGGAUGAUUUUUCCUGUGUAACAUUAUUGAAGUAACAGCCAUAAUAGCCAGAGAUGAUCAUCAGAAAGGUGAAUAAAAAGUAUACAAGAAUUUUCUUCUAGUCAUGGUUUGUAAUGGCAUCUAUUAAUGGCUUAUUGUUUCUACCCUAAACAGAGGUAGAAGACUACUACUACCUAAAACUGGGUCAUGCUGUAGAAUAUAGAAUAAACAUCUCCCAUGUGAUAUUAUUCACAUUGUCGUAGCAACAUUAGCUUGAAGUAGUCUGGGCCUAAUCUCAGUCCAUUCACUUCAGAGGUAAGGAUCAGAAGUUGGGCUGUGAAAAUUUGUAAAUUACAGAGGCGGUAUGUGUCACUCUGUUACCUAGGGUGCAAUAUGUUGUACUUUGUAAAUAAGAAUCUCUCAGUGCCUAAUCUUUUCUUGUACUCAUUGUCUUUGCAUGCCUCUUAUCAAAACCUGUAAAUCUACCUUUGUGGAUCAUCAGAGGCAGAUAAUUUUAGUUGUGGUGUCGCUUUGAACAUUCUUCUAUCUGUGGUCAUAUUACUCCAUUAUCUAAAAGACCAGCCCAAUAUACAUCUAAUUACUGGGACUGCCUCCUGUUUUUUUUUUUUUUUGGUUGUAUUGAAGCGCAACCACUUUUUUUAACUAUUUUGUUAGUUGACCUGCAGUAUUUUAGUUUUAUAUGGCUUACAUAAACAUUUUAUGACUGCUGCAAUUUGCUAGUUUUAUUUAUUUUGUCUUGUUUUUUUAAUGGCCAGUUAGUGAGUAGCUGAGAGUUAAGAUAUUAAACUUCACUUUUGUUGCAUUUUGUUACAGAUCCAAGUGGUGUUCCAUCUUGUGUUUAACUAUCUGCUGAUAACACUACAAGGCCUAAAACAUGGAAGAAAUGUUACUCUUAAGUAGCCGCCCUUUAUUUUGACGUUUUUACACAAACAGGACAUAAUAAUAUUAAAUUGUAUUUAUUCCUGAAAACAGU
Molecule: messenger RNA, 4683 nt
Organism: Protopterus annectens (West African lungfish)
Lineage: Eukaryota; Metazoa; Chordata; Ceratodontiformes; Protopteridae
Gene: LRRC8A
Product: leucine rich repeat containing 8 VRAC subunit A
Exons: 5
Coding region: 373-2808 (811 amino acids)
Molecular function (GO): protein binding
Source: RefSeq, a predicted model, not a curated record